AUGAUCACGCCUUUAUACUCUUUAGCUCAUUACUGUGUACUACGGAGAUCUCCAAAGAAUUUUGAAUCGUUGAAGUGGUUUCUUUACUUUCAUGUUUUCUGUACUACGAUCGAAUGGUUCUGUGCAUGGUUUCUUAUAGAUAUUUAUGAUUUUGAGCCAUCAAUAGUCUUGAGAAUUGAUGGAGUUUUAAGAUAUUUUGUGGAUUCAGUUUUGCUGUUUCGAGUGUUUUCAGUGGUGGAAGAUGUAUCCUCUAUAUCUGCUCUGUUCUUGUUCUGCAAUCGUCUCAUUAUCAUCGUUAAUAUGGCUCGCCGUCAGAAAUCUGUCCUCCGCCAAUUUUCUGAACUCCUUCUGUAUUCUUUUGCUUUUGUUUUCUGUUUGUGGUCACUCCCAUUCACUUUAAGUGCCGUUCCUGAAAAUCAACAACUUGCUAAAAAGAUCAUUAUUGAGACGGAACAAUAUUAUCCGGAUUGUCCAAUGGAACCUAAUGCUGUUGUUGUCAGCAGUCCGGUGACGGAGUCUGAAAAUUUCGCAGCGGAAAUUGAAAUUGCCAGUUGGGUAGUAAUUGGAUUGGCAAUAAUAGUGUCGGCCAAAAUAUCUUAUAGUUUCCUGGAACGGAGAACAAAAAAUAAUAUGUCGGAAGUAACAAAAAAAAUGAACAAGAAAUUUAGUCAGAGAACAGUUUUUCAGAUCACUUGCAGACUCACUCAAAACCUCUCCUGCUCCAACAGCAAAACUGUACACUGCAGCGAGAUUCUCCCAGUUCUUGUGUCAAUUUUCGCUCCAUUACUUGCGUCUGACCUGCUUGACGGAAGAAGAAAAUUCCCGCGAGUAAGCAGAGGAUUGGGAUUCCGAAGACAUAAUGAUAGAGACACGGAGAAAGCCUGUGCUCUUCUUUUCGGCAUUGCCAAUGCACAUAUCACCGAUCUAACACUGCACAAGCAACAAUCUGACAUUCCUCCAAUCAUAGCUACUAGGAAUACGGUAACUCGGCUGAAAUCAAAUUGUGUUAUUGUCGACACGCAUAUCAUCAACCUACUUUGGCUGAAACAGCAAUGGAUCUUCGUGACUUGGAGUGACAGUUGCAUUGAAUGGAGUGGAGAGAAGAGCCACAAAACAGAAUAUAGUUGUGAGCACACAUCCAAUGAGCAUUGUUGGUUUCAAACCGAAAUCUUUGAUACGCUUGCUCAGUGUGGAGAUGAUGAGGCCCACUGA
Molecule: messenger RNA, 1212 nt
Organism: Caenorhabditis remanei
Lineage: Eukaryota; Metazoa; Nematoda; Chromadorea; Rhabditida; Rhabditidae
Exons: 7
Coding region: 1-1212 (403 amino acids)
Source: RefSeq, a predicted model, not a curated record